ACCUUCGCUAGGAACGCUCAGUUAUCCCGAACGCGUCGUUAUUGCAACAUUCAAGUUCCCAAAAAACACUUGGCAAUCACCGAUAGUGUUUUGUUUGCGCAACAUGUGCGAUAUCGGCGGUCUACUCAAACUCUGUGGAAAAAGUUGAGACGCGCCCCACUUUGAACAAUUUAUCGAUCCUGAAGAGGUAAUUGGAAUUCUGGGCAAAAAACGGUCGAAUUUAUAAGAAUUAAAGACGAUAGAAACCUCCUUGAAAUAAGAGUGGUUCGUAACACCAAAACGCACUGGGAGCACAUGUGCUCGGCUGGUGAGCCGCCCCGAGGUGAGGGGCCAUGCCAUGCGAGCUAGUCUGCCCCCAAUUAACAAAAAUAAUCAAGAAUCAAGGUCCCCACAUUCAUGUACACCAAUUAUUCCAUACUGACGAGCUGGAGAAAGGGAUUCCUCUCGCAGCGCAGACAAGUUACUGCGCAGAGCUGGAGGAGUUGCGGGAGUUGCUCCACUUCCCUGAAGAGGUUGCCCUUCGCCUGGCCGAUACUGAAUAUCAGCUUUUUUAUCAGGUCCCACCUAUCGACUACCUUCGUCAGGUGACCUUGGACUUGGGGGGAGCUACAGGAACAUCUGCCGAAAGCCUUCCUGGUAAUACAUCAGUGAAAAGAUCAUCUGUUUCGACUUUGAUCAAACGUUUCAACGAGGUUAGCGCUUGGGUGACACAAUUAAUAAUCACUCAACCCACUCACGAUGCCCGCCGAGCUGUCCUUUCUUGUGUCCUUCGAGUCGCCUUAUCCUCAUGGAAUAUCGGCAACUUCAACGGAGCCAUGGAAAUCAUUGCCGGCCUCAAAUCGAACAAACUCAAACCGUUCUGGUUAUCCAUCACCGAAAAAGAAACGCUACCGGUGUUGGACUUCUUAUCGGCGGCGCUACUUUCCGCAGAGUACGACCGUGCCUUAAACAGGGCACUCGCAAUGCCCGAGUGCCCAGUAGUACCCUUCUUCGGAGCUUUUCUCAGGGAGUUGCGGGAGAUUCUCGCAGCUUCCGAGGCAGUCGGCGGAGGAGGACUACCCGGAGAGCAUAUUCCGCCUGCGGGAAAGUCGCCAAAGGCAUCGCAAGGACACAGGGACCAACAUCAUCAGCAGAGACAAGUGUUCAUAUCAGAUUAUAAUGGAGAAGACCAUCAUUUCACAACAAUUGGUCCUGGAGGACUGAUCAAUUUGGAAAAAAUAUACCGCACGCAGGCGGUCAUGGACCAUAUAUCUUUGUGCCAUCAACAUUAUCAUAGUAGAAAUCGUCUUUCGCCCACUUUCAAUCUUAUCGAUUAUCUUAAGUCAUCAGCUAUAAAUGAACAACGCGUUUUAGCGUUCGGACCCCCGGAAAAAGUCGAACUGGACGCCGAAUACGACUGUGAUGUAGAUGAUUAUCACCCUGUACAACCACUUGUACACGACCAUGGAGUUAGCUUUGUGUGCUUAUCGUCGCCAUUAACGAAAAUAGAUCAACAUGUCAUACAGAUCCUCCACCACGGUAGUACGUGCGUUAUAUGGGAAGGUUUGGAAGGGCCCUCUCCACCUUCAGGUACUAAAGGCGUUCUACUCUAUCUUCGUUUAGAUAGAUCCUCGACGACCUUAACAUGGGUCAGACCAAGUUGGAGUGGUCUUAAGGCUGGAUCAUCCAACGAAUCAACGGAUCCUUUCACUACUGAUUUUAAUCUAUCAUUUAAUCCCGAAGACACUUUGGCGCCAGGUCUACUUACGAAGCUGGCGUUACAAACGUCUGGAGAACAAAGUACCGGUACUACAUUAGACGAUGGUUUUCUGGAUCUAAUGGUGGUUAAAGAAGUUCAUCUUGGUGGUAGAGAUGCGGAAAAAGACGCCGAAUUGGCAUCUAUGGCAAGACGAUACGGCCUUAAUCAUGAACCUGGCAACGAGUGCGCUAUUACUAUACUGUAUGGUUAUGGAUUAAGUGAUAAUCGUUUGUUGUAUAUUGUAUGUCCCCCGGUUGUUUGUAGAGUAUGGUUUAGUGGUCUCUGUUGGUUGAUACGUGGCUUAUCGAGACAACAAGCACUCUGUGAUAGAAAAUUAUUAUGGCUAAGAGAACAAUAUAUGCAACUGUACCAUGAGGAUGGUUACUGCUGUGGACCAUUAGCUGCUGACGCCAUUAGAUCGUUCGGAGGACGAGACUGGUCAAUAGCGGGAGUAACAGGUGGACAAGGGGGAGAAUCAUCUGGAGCGUUAAGACGAGAAGUAUCGAUGAAAAUAAAGAAAAAACAACUUCUCAGCAAUCAGACAUUCAAAGAUCAAACAAGAUUUUUUAAUUGUUUUGAAACAUUUAAGGACAGAAGUCUACGUACGCAGUUCGUAGAACCGACUACGAUGUGUAUGGAGAGUAGUUAUUGGAGAAACCCCACUCAUCAUCGUCAAUCUACCCCUACGACUUUUUCCGAUCACCAACAUGACGUUGCAAGGCAUCAUAGCUUAGGACAAUUGGCAUAUAACACAUCCCAACCUAAAUUUGACAGGGAUAGACAUGGUUCAACUGAGCACUUAUGGCAUGGCAGACAUCCUCGAGUUGGUUCAAUACUCUAUGACACCCAAUUGGAUUUCGUUGAUUUCGUUACACUUUUCCGUUCCUUCAGUUUAUUAAUUAGAAAGGACCUUAGAGAUCUAUUUGAACAAUUAGCAAUAUCCUACCGAAGCAUGGCUGUGAAUACUAUUAAGUUAAAUGGUGUUAAAUCGAAAGUGGCGCAACAAAAAAAGCCACAAAAAUUAGGUUUACUGACACGGAAUAGUAGAUCAGAAAUGGAAGGCGCCGUGACCAAUUCCCAAAAAAAGAUUUUCGACGCUAUCGCCGCAGCAAGCAUCUUCACGAAUUGCGCUGGAAUUGAUACAAAUAAUUCUCAAGUGAUAACUAUGUCUACGUUUACAAAAUUUUUGGAAACUAGGCAAAUGGAAGUAUGGAGUGAGGAGCAAGUUAAAGCUUUGAUUUACCGACACGAGCCUGACCCGACCCUUCGAGCCCAAAAUUGUCUAUCAUUCGAAGGAUUCGCCAGAUACCUAAUGGAUAAGGAUAAUUUUGCUUUUGUUUCCGAAAGACAAGUCCCCGGUGAGAGUGAUAUGACGCGUCCAUUAUCUACUUACUAUAUAUCAUCGUCUCACAAUACCUACUUGACAGGUCAUCAGCUAAAAGGAGAAUCGUCCGUUGAAUUAUAUAGUCAGGUUUUACUGACUGGUUGUAGAUGUGUCGAAUUGGAUUGCUGGGACGGAGACGAUGGGUAUCCGAUGAUAUACCACGGACACACUUUUACAACAAAAAUACCAUUUAGCGCUGUGGUGGAAACUAUUGAUAAGAACGCCUUUGUUACUUCCCCGUAUCCUGUGAUCCUUUCGAUAGAAAAUCAUUGCUCCUUACAACAGCAAAAUAGAAUGGCGCAUAUAUUUCAGAGAAUUUUCGGAGAGAAAUUGGUUACCUCCUUUCUAUUCGAAUCAGAUUACAGUGACGAACCGUGUUUACCUUCUCCGGAGCAGCUCAAGCAUAGGAUUUUAAUAAAAAAUAAAAAAUUGAUAAUGGAGGCGCCGCCACCGUUAACUAUUACAACUAUGACAUCGGUGAGACCGGGAAGUGGAGGAAUAAGACAUUCGGUACCGGGAAGAACCAGUUCAAUAAUCAGCAACACCAGUAGCAGUUCUUUCAACGACGAUUUCAGUGACGAUGAUUACGAUGAUGAAGACGAUGAAGACAAUAUUGACGAGAAACCAGUUCAUGGAAUGAAUUUAACAGAUUCACCUCGACCGUUUGGAGUAUCGCACGCCGUUUCCAAAACGAGUUCUCAGAAAAGAGUUGCUCCAGAUGAUAAAUUGAAGAAAAAGAGUAGUCAAAUUUCCAAGGAAUUGUCCGACUUGGUUGUUUAUGUACAAGCUAUAAAAUUUCGAGGUUUGAACACAAUUUCCCCGAGCAGCUCAGUGAAACAAAGACAGAAAACCAUCGCUUGCUCAGUUAGCUCUAGCGCUACGUCCGGGAUAAGCUCCUCUUCAAAUAUCAGCUCAGGAACCGCAAACGAAUCAGAUAAUACAAUUUUCGAAAGCGAGAUUCAGAAACAGCGUCCCAACGUUCAUUUACCAUGUUAUCAGUGCUCUUCGAUUAACGAAAAUACUGCUAAAAAGUUGUGUCGUAAGCAACCCAUGGCGUUGGUAGCUCACACCCAAACGCAACUGAUGCGGACUUACCCAGCUGGUAUGAGAAUAGAUUCUUCCAAUUUUAACCCAGUUAUAUUCUGGUCGUUCGGUAUACAAAUGGCAGCUCUUAAUUAUCAAACUGAAGACACUGCGAUGCAGCUCAAUACGGCUCUUUUUGAAAAUAAUGGAAGCUGUGGAUACGUCAGUAAACCGAAUGUCAUGUGGGACAGACAGCACGUCAUGUACAGGCGUUUCAACCCUUGGGAUAAGGAAUUCGAUGGUAUUCAUUCGUCCCAAAUGGUGAUCAACAUAGUAUCCGGCCAAUAUGUUGGUCAGAGUAACGUAAAUCUGAGCACCUACGUGGAAGUAGAAGUAAUAGGCAUUCAAGUCGAUUGUAAUAAGCAAAAAACGAAAACCAUACAAAAAAACUCACUCAAUCCCAUAUGGAACGAUACGUUCAACUUUAGAAUCAUGUUCCAAGAUUUAGCUUUUUUAAGAUUCACCGUUAUAGACGCGUCCAGUAAUCAUCUAUUAGCUCAAAGGAUCAUGCCCUUGAAAUGUCUAAAGCCCGGCUACAGACACAUAAGGCUCAGAUCUUCUCAAAAUAAGUCUCUCAAUAUGUCGACUUUGUUUAUUUAUUCGAGAUUAGAAGAAGAAAGUUUGGAAAAUACCGAACCCUCUGAUGGUAUUACUGACAGAUCCAAACAAAAUGAAAGCGAAACUUCCGAAACAUCUGGAACUGAUGGUACAUUUUUGGGAAUAUCUGGAACCCCCCUAUGUGUCAAACGCCGAAUGUUCUUCUUAAUGGUAUACGGAGUUGUUACAGAAGAACCGUACACCAUAUUAAAAAUAACACAAGAAAGUACGACACAAGAUGUUUUAUUGCUUUGUCUACAAAAAGCAGGCGUCAGUGCGACUAAAGUAAACGAUUAUAUCUUAGUAGAAGAAGUAGCCAGAGGCUGGGAGAAAAAAGACCACAAUUUACCAGCCACACAAAGAAUAUUAGAUCUCCAUGAAAGACCGUUACAAGCACAAUCCCAAUGGAAAGGUGAAGGUCGCUUCAUUUUGAAACGAAUGGGCGAUGACCCGAGUAGUCGAGCUUGGUUAUCAUCCAUCCGGAGCGUAGCUAAUCGAGAAAGGGAAGCCCGAAAAUCGGACGGAGUACCUAGUAAUGCUUGGGAAAUAAACGAUACGUUUCUUGUUUGUAUAUAUAACGUUUCUCCCGAAAUUCCAUACGCCAUUCUCAAGGUGCCGUUGAACGCGUGCGCGCAAGACGUUUUAGCGCAGGCUCUCGUCAAAGCCCGACGUCUAGAGGAUCCCAUGAACUUCGUUAUUGUAGAGGAACUGGAAUGGGGUGGUGCCAGUCAUAAUAUACAACAGCGCGCUUUAGAGGAUUUCGAAAACGUUUACAGCGCGCAAUCGCAUUGGCAAACCAUCGGUCGUUUCAUCCUUCAGGAACGUUCGAGCGCUACACCGACGUCAUUACGCAAAAAUCGAAUAACGUCGAGUUUGCGCCUCGCCACGCUCGACAGGAUAAGUCGAGGUUUGAACGUAGCGCGCAACGUAGCCUCGAAUAGUAUUAAAAUGCCCGUACAGGUGGCGCUGAGCGAUCCGACAACGUCAAAAUGGAAAAGCAAAACCGGAGAAGAUUCUAAGGGCAAAAACAGCUCUAGAAACAAAUCUUCAUCGGAGAAGGAAUCGUCUACUUCGUCGGGGGCUGCGAAAAAAUCGGAAGUGACGCGAGAAGUGCACUCUGAAGGCGAGACUUUGAGUGACGAAGACGCCAAAGAGACUGACUUAAUGUCAACCAUGACGAGAUUAAAGAAAGUUUCGAUAAGGAAAUUUAAGGAGUGGAAAUCGUGACUCAUGGACUAAAAACUUUUUUUGUUUAUAUCAGUGACUCCAUAAUGUUUUAUUUAUAACGUGUAAUAUCGUAGGUAAGGAUGAGAUGAGGUUAUUUCGAACAAACUUUUAAAAAAUGCGUUUUGACUAUACCAAAGAAUGUAGUAGUCCAAAACCAUGACCCUUGUACAGUGACGUAAAGUGAGACAGAUAUGCACCCCGGGAGGAAAGGAUUUAGAUAAGAUUGUAUGUAGGAGGUCCUGUUAUACUACGACAUCUAAGGUGUAUUGUCUCCCAAAUCCAAAGUGGCCCUAACAAUUCUUCUCUUCUACGUGUUUAUCGUUCAAAGUGUUUCCUUGUGAAUGAAAAGCAUUCUGUAACUAGACGUUUCAACGUUUCUUCCUCAUCCCCACAGAAUGUGCACUAGUCAUUUCGUAUUAGAUUUCAUCUUAUUUGCUUCUUGAAGUACCAAAGCCAGUGAAAAGUAGCAUACUUUUACUGACGUUUCUUAUACUUAACAAUAUUAGAAAAGAACUGUUUGGAGUGAACAAGACCCAGGAGAAUUCAUAUUUUAGAUAAUUCCUUAAAAAAUCUUGUAGGUCUUCUGAAACGCCUCAAGACAAUUUUGCGAAGUGGAAGUUGUUGUCUGAUCGGUUAGAGGUAGACAAGACAGAUUCGCUGAUGAUUAGAUAGAGGGAAUUUUCACCAAACAUAACAAGGCCUCUAAGUAUACCACCAAAGAGAUGGUACAAACGCUGAGCUAGUAUUAGGGCCAAGUAGUAGCACUAAAAUAGUCAAAAAGUCAUUAAAAUAUCUGAAGGACACAAAUAGGUCCUGGGACUUUUGCGCUCCUUUUUUCCUUGAUUGUCGAAUGACCAAGAACUCAAUUCAAACAGACCAAACCGUUUUAACCAUGUCAAUGAGUUUCCUAUAACAUUUCCAGAUCAGCUUUGAAUCUCAAACUCAAAACUUUGUUCAUUUCCAGUCUAGCUCCAAACAUAGUUUUUUAAUCAUAUUUGUACCAUUACAAGUUCAGAUAGUUGAUUCCCAAUCUCUAUUAGUACUCAAAAUGGUGCUAAAAGCUUAAAGAGAUUAACUUGGUCAAAGAAGAUCAUGCACUGUGCUAUGUAAUUUCCUCAUUACCUGUACCUACCUAAUUAAAAUAGGUGAGGUUUGAAUUUCUGGUUAGCGCAGCUUCUUUUGGAUGAGUUGUUGCUCAAGAUUGAAAAUCGUGAGCUGUGGUACCCUUUGGUUCAUCAUGUUUUGUACUGAAGCAAAUUAGAACUUCGCCACUAUUGUUUUUUGAAAAUUUAAUAUACGUAAGAGAUGUAAAAAUUAGUAUUGAAGACAGGAUAUACUAUGAUGGAUCUGUAAACUAGUAAUGUUGAAAGACAGUUAUACCAAAUGGUGAGGUAGGUAGAAAAACAAAUUAUGAACAAUAAUUUUCAUUAUAUAUCUAAUAGAAAUCAAUAAUGUCCUUAAUGACUAAAAAAGGAAUUCAUUAAUGAAUACAGUAGCUUAGUGGAUUGACCAGCAGGAUGUUGACAGCUCAUAUUUGGAAUAUGAUUCUUGUAAUUUAUGAUGACUUCUAUCGGUUAGAUCGGUAACUUGUUUUUUAUUGUUCGUUGAAACUGAACACACUAUUUACACUAACAUUACACAAACACUCACAAUUACACUGAAGGUGAACAACUUCAGUGUCUGAAGACGAUAACUUGGUUAUAGAAACGCGCGUCAUACAGUGUAUUUGCGAGUGUUGGUGUAAACAGUGUGUUCAAUACGAAUAUCACCAACGGUUCCAAAAACUCCAACUUAUUUUAUUGCUCGUUAUCUAAAUUUUUUUGAUAAUUCCACCUCAUCUUCCAAUUGAAUCCUUAUCAGCGAUAUUUUUUACUGAUAACAUGGUUUCUAUGAAAUGGCAGCUUUAAUUUGUAAUAUAUUUUGGCGGGCAGGCAAACUUGUUUCUUGUUCAAACAAGCACCUGGUUCACAUUAUUUAUUAUGUAAAUAUAUAAUAUAUUAAAAAAUUAGAGUAUUAAGAAUAAACACGGUGAAAGCCUCUAGUCAAAUAUUGAAUCUUAAUCAUCUUUCCAUUAUCAAUAUAACUAAUACAUUCUUCUUAUAUUUUUUUGCAGCAUAUUAAAGUUUAAAUAUAAUUGAAAUUAAAUAAUCUGAUUCCCACUUCUACUCAAAUACCAGGUAAUACGUGAAGUAGCUUCGAUUUCCAAAGAUAAACAACAACACCGUCGGAGUAGAAGUAGUAGACGUCUGUCAAACGUCACUAGAUUAUGUCAUCUAUCUCCAACUAUUUUUUGUGUUAUCUAUCGUAUAAGAUAUACGGAACGUCAUCUGUCAACAGCUAUCUAGUGUGUCAUGUGUCAAAACUAUCUUGUAUGUCAUCCGUCUCCAUUUUUAGUGUUAUCUACUACCAGAUGGUACAAAAAUCUAUUACUCUUAUAUUGUUUUCACUAUAUCUCUCAUAAUUUGUUUUAUUUUGGCCUGAUGUAGAAUGUUUCGCAGUGUGUAUUGGUUUUUACUUUGAACGCCAACAAUUGCGUAUGGCUAUAACCAACCGCUUUCAAUUACAAAGCUACUGGAUGAUAUAAACUGAAAUCACUUUACAAAUAUACCUCGUAUAUCUGUACUGAUAAAAAAAUGAUUUAUCUAUGUCACAUUGAUGUUGAGACGUGAUUUAAAAAAAGUUAAUUAAACAUUUGGUUUGACUAAUAAAGUUUUGAGUGCCUCAAGUGAAAAUGUUUCGAUAUAUGAGGCUUUCUAUCACAAAAUCUUUCAGAGUUGUCUUAAAAUGGCAGGACAUUAAUAAGGAUAGAAUGUAUUAGUUAUAUUUGCUAAUUUUUAUUAUAAAAAUAUAUAUUUAAAAAAUCUUUAAAAUAGAGAAUAAUUCUUAAUAAUUUUCACACAUGAUGGUUGAUUUCUUCCAGGUUAUUCUGUUUUUAUUGAAAGGUAAAUUAAUUUCGCACAUAGUAAUAGUAAAUUUUUUUCGUUCAAACGUAUUGUACACUGAAAAAAAUGACACAUUGUAGAAAAAAUAAAUAGAUAUAGAUGUUAAAUUUUCAUAUAUUUUGCUACAGUAUUUUUUAGUUUUAAAAAUUUUAGCACAAAAAAUGUAAUCAGUAACUUUCAUAUCAGCAUUAAUAAGUAUUUUUGAUUAAUAUUUGGAAGAAAAUAUUGACACUUUGGUUAAAUACCAGCAGUUUAGGUAUCCCAAAUUUGGAAUUGUCACUGAAAAUAACUUAAUCGCUUAUUAAUUUAUCUCAAAAACAAAAACUCUUACAUAAUUGACAUCCGGUUUAAAUUUAUCUUAUUAAAUGCAGAUCUGGGUGCAAAAUUAUUGUCAUAAAUCACGUAUCUGUCAAAAAAAUGUCAAAAAUAGAAGAAUCUCAACAUGAAUUUCAGAAAUGUCUAUGUAAGAAUAUUUAUGCUGCGUCAAACAGAAAAGAAAUGAACAUACACUUCAUCGAUUUUGAAAAAGUCUUCGACAAAAUAAAAAAAGAUGAAGUACUAUAAGACCUGUCGGUGUAAGUUUGUUUAGAUUAUAACAUGAAAAUGAAAUCAAUUAGGUCACGUGACCGCGAAAACCAAUCAGAAAGUGUUACGUCACGUCACGCUAAACAUCAUUGUUAUUGACGUUUUCAUAAAAUAGAUCUGGUUACUCCAUAUUGUUUUACGUGUUUAGUAUUUCGUAUAUUCUUGGACAAAACACAUUAGUUCUAUUUUACAUGUACAUUACCUAGAUAGGUAAUAUUGUUUGUAGUACUUACAUUGAAAUGAUCUUCAUAAGAAUACAUUCAUCUAUUUGUUGACAUUGAUAAACAAUAAGCGUCACUUGUACUCGCAAAUGUUAAAAACUAUUCCCGUGUGGGUUGAUUGGUUAUAAUAUUUAUAAAUAUUUUUUCUAGCGGUUUUAUAGUUAUACUUUACACUGAGGCACUAUACAGUACUUGCAACACGAAGGAUCCAUUUUUAGAAAGUAGUUGACACUUGACAGUUGAUGUAAACAAUUUUGUUUUGCAUGUCAUGAUGUCAUUCAAGACACUAUUCAACGUUUUACAGAGUGAUCUAAAUUUUUAUUUUUGAAUACGUAAUGUAAAUAUUACUUUUUGUUUAAAAUAUAGUUUUUUGGAAGAAUAUAAUUAACCAAGUUUUCAAAUUUAGUCAACUAGUCUAUUAAAUCACGAAUGAAAUACAUCUUAUUUUUUUCAAUAAACCGUACCGUUUCAUUUAAUGAUUUCCAUCUUGUACAUAAGUUUUUAUUUGUUUUUAAUCCAAUAUUAUGAAUUUUACUAAUAAAAAUGGUGACAUUAUUAAAUAUCUACACGUUCAGGUAAUGUGUGAAAAGUGAUUGUUAUUUUUUGUGACAACUACUGAAUUAAAUAUUUAUUUUAUACAAAUACCGUUUCACAAAUAUAAUUAAAUUAAUCACAACCUUACCGUAUUGACUAAUCGUCUGAAUAGAGGGUUUUGUGAGGUUAUGUCAUUUCUUUUUACUUACCUAGUAUCAACUGCAACGGGAUUUGUGUAAAAAAUUCCAUUUUAAAGUAUUUUCGUGCCUGGUAUAUCUUUAAAAUAUGUAUACAGGGUUUGUGUCAGUGUAAUAUAUAAUAUUUAAACAUGCUAUCAAUUUAUUUUGUAUUUAUAAUGAAUUGGAUUUUGGUGUUGAAAUUGAGCACAUAUAAGGGAAAACCUGACCCGUUCUUAGGGUUUGACUUUUUUAUGUGUAUCUGUCUAGGAUUUUAUACUUUUUAUAUAAGCAAAAUACAUAAAAGAAACGCUUUAAUGACCAUUAUUUGUAUGUCCUUGGUAUAUCAAUUAAUCGGGACACAAUAUUUGGAAGAAAAAUACAGCUUUAAGGAAACCCCAGGAUUGCAGGUGUUUUGCCUUCCUUAAUUUAUAAAUUCACAUUUAUUUUCCGUCAAAUCUAAAUCAAAUAGCAAAAAAACUACAAUACAAUAAUUAUUCGAGGUAAUUGUACUGAUAUUGAGCAAAACUACAUUUCGUACUGUUACAGUUACAGUCAUACACAAUAUCCCGAUUCUUUCCCCUAUAUUAUUAGUAGAAUCAAAAAUAUCUCCAUUUUUAAGAGAUAAAUUAAAUCCUUCACAUUGAAAAAUAUUAAUUCCACACGAUAUUUCGUAUAUAUUUAGGUAAAUUUGUGGGAUCGUGGCAAUUAAACACCAAAGUGUAGUAUUUUUAAUAUAUAUGUGUUUGAUUGCCAAUCUCACAAAAAUACGUUCAUACAUUAGUUAACAAAAAAUUAUUUUCAAUUUAGUACACUGUAAUGAAAAUAUAAAUUAUUUAACUUCAAAACGUGAUUAGCAGAAACAUGAAAUUAAUAGAACUAUCGAUUAAACUAUAAAAGAGAAAACGAAAUCUACUAUUGCAUGAUUAAAAUUUGGAUUUGAGAACUUUUCAAUGAUCUAGAAUCAUGUAGUCAUUAACUAUGACACAUUGGCGUUUCAAAUUUUAUUUAUUAAGAUAAACAAAGAAAUUUAUAGUAGUUGAAAUUUUCAAGUUUCCCUAAAAUUUCCCUGUACUCCAAUUUGUAUACCAAAUCUGAAGCCUUACAAUAUUUUCAUACAUUUUUCGGAACAGUUCAAAAUGAUCAAGAAAAUUAUAUAUAAUCUGAUUACUGGAAAUAAAUUAAGAAUAUUAGUAAAAAGAACAAAAUAAAAAGGAAAAAAAGACUUGUAGAUAAUCGAGAGAAAAAUACUGAAAACUACACUCCAAAUAUAACAUUUGAUGGAGAAAUAAAAUUGAAGAAAACUAAAGAAAUAGAAGAAAUGGAAGGAGAAAACAUAAUAAGAUAUAUAACAACACAAAGACUGCAUUAGGCAGGGCUUAUCAUUAGAGGGAAACCCUCAGAAAUAGCGAGGAGGAUAACACAAUGGAUACAUCUAUGGCCAAGGGGCAGACCAAGAAAUAUCAGGAGAAACCAAAUUGGAAGAUACUAGAAUUCUAGAUAUAGUAGAAUGGAAAGCAAAAUGCAGAAACAGGAAAUGAUGGAGAAAGCUCACAAAUGAAGAAAGGACCAAUAAAAAACUAUAACAAAAAGGAAAAAGGAAGUAAUCCACCCCAAUAAAGGGAUAGUCAUAAUCCAAGAGACUGAAAGGCAUAAUGGUGAAGACUAUUCUAAAUAAAAAUUAUAAUUCAUUGUUUAUUAACUAUUUUUAUUAGAUUAGAUGAACUAGGGGAUAAAGGUCGUGAAUUGGUGUCUCUAGCACUGACCUAUUGUGUGCCCCACAUAGCAUCUUUACAGUUUGAGUGAGCUCCCUAUCUGGGGGCUAACCUAACCUAACCUCUUCCGGUUUUAAAAAGUGUAAAUGUGAGUACAGUAUCAGUAUUCUUCGUCUUCUCAAACAGAGAAAUGCUCGAUUGGUUCUUUGCAGAAAAGACAAGAGCUUUUGGAUCUCUUAUUCUACCAAUUACUGUUUUUAUGCUCCAUGUUUCUGAAUUCCACUUGAUUACCCACAUUUUCAACUACCUUGACUUGAUCGCUUUCUGGGAAACCUAUAAAAGGUUGUAGUCCUAUGAAAGGAGUUGUUCUGCAUUUCUUCACCAUUUUCUACAAGUACUCCGGUGUGUCCUAGAUUAAAAGAAUUUUUUUUUGCUCCCAGUGAAUUCCAAGACUGCAUCAAUUCCCAUAGUACUCAAUUUUAUAAAAGUCAAGUGCUCAAAGGGCUGUUCUACUGUCACAAAGUUCAUUACUAUGUGGAACUCACAAUUACACUAUCUGACACGUGUUAUAUAAAUUAUUGUCUUUAUUUGCUUUAAUUUGUGUGUUCAUUAUCACAAUUAACAGCAUAAAGCAGUUUGAUUUAGAAGUGACUAUUUUGUUGAUAUAUGUUGUUUAUUAAUAUGAAUAUUUUUUAUUAUUGUUGAAAAAUUAUUAGAAAUAAUAGAAUAAUGUGAAGAAUCAGAUAUUAUAUUGUAAUUACAGAAUCUUUAUCUUAUAUAAAAUUUAGAUAAAAUCAUCAAUUUAGACCCUAUAUGGACAUUCAGUUUAUGACAUUAUUUUGGAUUUUUCUGACAUAUCUAUAAUGAAAAAAAAAUCAAAUUUUAAAAAGUAUUUAUCAUGUUCAAACAAGUAUGCUAUUGUACAUUGACAUAUUGAUGUUAUUAAAAAAAUAUAUUAUAAAUAAUACGAAAGAAAAAUAUAAUUAUACCUAACUGUUACUUUACAGUACAAAUUUAAGAUGAUUGUUUUUAUGUAACAUUGUUAUACUUAACAAUUUAUAAAAAUAUAUUGCGUUAAAAUUUCAC
This is a messenger RNA of Diorhabda carinulata, 13288 nucleotides long. RefSeq names its product 1-phosphatidylinositol 4,5-bisphosphate phosphodiesterase epsilon-1-like. NCBI's taxonomy places the organism in Eukaryota, Metazoa, Arthropoda, Insecta, Coleoptera, Chrysomelidae. The transcript has 28 exons. The record is from RefSeq and is a predicted model, not a curated record. Gene Ontology annotation, molecular function: phosphatidylinositol-4,5-bisphosphate phospholipase C activity; guanyl-nucleotide exchange factor activity. Bases 333 to 6029 code for a protein of 1898 amino acids. Gene Ontology annotation, biological process: phosphatidylinositol-mediated signaling; small GTPase-mediated signal transduction; lipid metabolic process.